UGAAAAGUAAUAGAUGGUGAAAAAAAUCAUACUCAACUGACAAAAGAGUUAUUUUGAGUCGUAACCUUCCAAUAUUGAUUAUAUUUUCAGAAAAAAAAUGCUUUUUAUUAAUGUCAGCAAUUUGAAAAGGGGUAGUUUCAAAAUGCCUCUUAGCCAUCCAUUAAGUAAAACAUUAUAUUUUGAUUUUUAUAAUGUUUACUAAAGCUUUUAUAAACAGAUUAUCUGUUUGGGAUCAUAGUAUAUUAUUCAUAAGGUGAAUCAUUGUCUUAGUAAUAAAUUAAGCUAAGUACUUCUACUAUAAAGCUAGAAUGUAUUGUUUUUAUAAAAUAUUAAAUGUUCCUUAUCUCAUUAGCACAAGUGGUACAACCAAUGGCAACAUAUCAACACAUCCAAUAAAAUGGAUGGGUGUUUCAUCAAGCACCUCAGCAGUUCAAACAUCUUUCUCCUUGGACUAUAAGCAUUCUUCAACUCAUGAAGAGAGUAUGAAUAACAACAAUGGUAUGUUGAAUAGCCAGAAAGAAACAUUUCAAGAUCAUCCUUUUAAACGAAAGAUAAAUGGAACAAACUUAAGUCUUGGUUCUAAAAAGUCAUCUAUUCUACUUAAUCAUCAGGUGGAUUCUGACUUUAUAAUAAAAAGUAGAUUGAGCAAAGCCAGGGAAGAUAAGGAAAGCAUUGAUAAAUUAAGGAAAAUAAUAAAGAAUGAAUUAAACAUAACCUUACCAAAUGACUUGGGAGGAGCACUUCGUGAUGGAAUAUUGCUAUGUCAGCUGAUGAACCAUCUUUAUCCACAGUCACUAGUGAAUAUUGAUAUGCCUUCUGUUACAAUGCCACGAUUAUCUGUAACCAAGUGUCGAUGGAAUGUGGAAAACUUCCUCAGCAGUUGUGAAAAGACAGGAGUGACAAAGAAAGACCUAUUUAAGUGGGAGGAGAUAGUAUUGCAAAAGGAAGUAACCAAGGUUGCUCAUACUGUCCAGAUCCUAUCUUCACUGUGUGCAAAUAAACCUAAAACAGUGAAACCUUGCUGUGAAUUUUAUCUUUCAUGGCUGUUACUGGGCCUAUUAAUUGGAACAUGUCUGCUGAUCAUUUUGUAUCCUCCUCCUCCAUGAUUAACUGACAUAUUCUUUUAAUCAGUGUCUCAACUUUAUACAGCACAUCCUCGGAUACAAGAUUACAGGCUGUGAGUAUUAUACAUUAUUAAUAGGACACAUGAUUAUGAAAGUCAGGGUUAUUGUACCAAGGACCUCAGAAAUCAAGUUUGGAACCCCUACUACAAUAACUGCACGGAUGACAUAUAAGGACAUUAAGUCACAGCUGAAACAUUUUCAGUUGUAAGAGUCAAAAUUGUAAUUACUAUCUAGUUAUACAUGAAAUGUCCAUGAAUAUAGGGUCGAGGUUGUAACUACUUUGUACUACAAUGACAUCUUGGACACAUGAUUCAAAGUAUUCUGUUUUUUGUAUUCAGUAUUAAAUGGUACAUAUGAUAUCCAUGGAUAUAUGGAUCAAAAUUUUAUGUGUACAACUUUUAAAAGUAUGUAUAACUUCUGCCUAGAAAUGCUAGAAACAAACCGAAUGACAUGUGUGACACCCAUAAACAUGUAACUCAAGGUUGCACAUGUCAAUGCUGUGAACAGCAAAUAUAACAUUCAUGAAUAUACUGGUCAGUGUUUUGAACAUUAAAUUAAAUUCGUAUAUCUCAGAGUAUGAAAACUUAAAUUCUUUCUGGUUUCUACCUUUGUAAUUUUACUUUUAAUUAAAAAUACCUGUAAUGCAAUAUUGAUUUUCAUAAAACCAGUGUGUUAAAA
Messenger RNA from Limulus polyphemus (Atlantic horseshoe crab), 1802 nucleotides. Its product is annotated as leucine-rich repeat and calponin homology domain-containing protein 1-like. Lineage: Eukaryota; Metazoa; Arthropoda; Merostomata; Xiphosura; Limulidae. The transcript has 6 exons. The record is from RefSeq and is a predicted model, not a curated record. Bases 309 to 1106 code for a protein of 265 amino acids. Gene Ontology annotation, molecular function: protein binding.